ACCUCCCCACACCCGAUGUGGUUGGUUGUCCUCUUUCAUCCCCGUCCUGAACGCCUCCUCUUCCUCUCUGACAGGUGCAAAUGCAACCUUCACGCCAACAGCUGCGUGUUUGACAAAGAGAAGUUGAGCUGCGAGUGCGAGCACAACACCACCGGGCCUGACUGCGGGCGCUGUAAGAGGAGCUACCAAGGGCGAGCGUGGAGUGCCGGCUCCUACCUGCCCAUUCCCAAGGGCACGGCUAAUAUCUGUGUUCCUAAUAACAUUGGUCCAGUUAACUGCGAAUGCUUCGGCCACUCCAACCGAUGUAGCUACCUCGAGGUGCUAAACACCGUCAUUUGCGUGAGCUGCAAGCACAACACUAGGGGCCAGCACUGCCAGCUGUGCAAGCUGGGCUACUACCGCAAUGCCUCAGCAGAACUGGACGAUGAAAAUGUGUGCAUAGAGUGUAAUUGUAAUCCCUCUGGCUCAGUCAGUGAUCACUGUAAUGGCACAGGAUAUUGUACAUGUAAGGAGGGCACUACGGGCCCCAAGUGUCAGGAGUGCCUCCCCGGCUAUUUGUGGGAAAAUGGCUGCAAAUCCCGGGUGUGUGACAACGAACUCCUGCGCUGCCAAAACGGCGGGGAGUGUGUGAACAACCGCUGCAGCUGUCCCGCCUCCCACACGGGCCUGCUGUGCGAGAAGCCCCGCUGCGAGUCCGAGCUGGGCGGCUGCAAGGGGCCCGAAUCGGGCCAGGCGUCCCUGAGGCCCCCUUCGCUCUGCGGCGUGCUGACGCUGCUGCUGGUCGGCGCGGCGCUGUGGAGGGAAACGCCGCGCCGCGCCGCCGCGCUCUGAAAGGACCUGUUCCCCGAGUGGGAGCGACACUCAGUCCCACUCUCCCCACGAUACUUCUUUCCCUUAACGAUAUCCGACAACCAUUUAAUUAAUAAAUGAAUUAAAAAAAAUAAUAAUAAAAAAAAAAAAAAAAAAAAAAACAUUAGCUUUCUGAACUGUGACGCACUGAGCUUUCUCCGCUGCCAGACUCGGUGCUGACAAUGACGGGAAUGUGCCAGACUAAAGCAGAAACUUUUCAUUUAAAUUCAAAGAAUAUAUAAAAAAGUAAAGAGUGUACGUCUAAAAUAAGAAGAAGAAGAACAAAAGUAUUAUUAAAAGUAUGAGUAACUGAGCAUUUGCCUGAUAAAUCAAAGAACGGGGAGCCCCCCCCCCCCACCCGCCUCCCUCUAAGCCAUACCAGGUACCUGAGAUCCUUCCAGUUUGGGGAGG
Poecilia latipinna (sailfin molly) is the source of this 1260-nucleotide messenger RNA. RefSeq names its product netrin-G1-like. The transcript has 5 exons. The record is from RefSeq and is a predicted model, not a curated record. Gene Ontology annotation, biological process: axonogenesis; tissue development; animal organ morphogenesis. Lineage: Eukaryota; Metazoa; Chordata; Actinopteri; Cyprinodontiformes; Poeciliidae. Bases 16 to 831 code for a protein of 271 amino acids.